AUGCUCUGUUGUUGGGCUCCUUAAUUCGUGACUUGUUAUGGUGGUUUAGCGCUUUGGCCCAGGGUCGCAACGAACCAGAACCGACGACCUUUUCCAUAAGAUGUCGAGCCGUGCGCUGCGGAGACUGAAAGGAAAGCAGAGGGGACAGGAGGACAUUGAUAUAGGAGAUCUGAGACUUAAUUGUGAACAUGGAAAGAAUGUGGAUCUAGAAGAGGAAGAGAAGGACGGCGAGGUUUCACCGCCGGUCACACAGAGCAGUCGGAAAGCGAAUAAGAGUAAAACACAGAAGAAUAUAAGCAAUAUUUAUGAACUGAUAGGCGAAGCUGACAACGAUACAGACAAAACUCCGACAGAUGAGGAGGCUGCUGUGACAACAAGAAAGCUGGAAGAGAGUCGUGUCAGUGAUGGACUACAGAAACAGCCGUGUCCGCUCGAAACGCAGGCCGGAAAGUCUGACUGUAGUGGGAAGGCAAACAAGAAGAAGAAGAAGAAGAAGAGAAAAAAAACACCUGCUGGGGAUGCACAGGAGGAGUCAGGCGCAGGAGAUGACAUAGAUUCAUUAUUGGAGACCAUAGAAAAGACCAAUGGCCUGUCACACCAGAGUGAGGAGAGUGGGGCUCCAGGCCAUAGGCCUGUGCUUUAUGUGGAACACAGGAAUCUGAAUCCCGAGACUGAACUGAAGAGAUAUUUUGGAGCUCGGGCUGUAUUGGGUGACCAAAGGCCCAGGCAGAGACAGAGACAGUUUCAUCGCAGCACCUGGAUGACUACGCCCAAAGACACUUGGCCUCGCUUUAGUCGACCAGGUAUCACUAUGAAUCUGCUGGAGUCUGCAAAUGGUCUCCAGUUCUUUGCAUUUGAGCAUAGUCGUGAUUAUCAGCAGGUCCAGUUCAAGUUUUUUGAUGCUGUGGAGUCCAUGGAUCCUAAUAACAUUGUGGUCCUACUGCAGCUUAAUCCCUACCACAUCGACUCACUCUUACAACUCUCCGAUGUCUGCCGCAUCCAGGAGGACCAGGAGACUGCCAGGGACCUCAUUGAGAGGGCUUUGUACAGCUUUGAGUGUGCAUUCCACCCUGUGUUCAGCCUGACAUCAGGCACGAGCAGACUGGACUACUGCAGACCAGAGAACAGGGCAUUUUAUCUGGCCGUGUACAAGCACAUGAUGUUCCUGGAGAAAAGAGGUUGUCCUCGCACUGCUCUGGAGUACUGCAAGCUCAUUCUGAGUUUGGACCCAGAUAAUGAUCCUCUGUGUAUGCUUCUGCUGAUUGAUUUCCUGUGCCUGCGCUGUCGGGAGUACGCUUUCCUCAUCCGACUCUAUGAGGAGUGGGAGGCUCAUCGGAACCUGUCGCAGCUGCCUAACUUUGCCUACUCAGUGGCUCUGGCUUGCUACCACCUGAGUCAGCAGGAGGAGACUACACCAGAGGAGAGUCAGCACGUCAAACUCAGAUCAGACCGGUUGCUCCAGGAUGCUCUUAUUAUGUUCCCUGGAGUGUUGAUGCCUUUGUUGGACCUGUGCACAGUGCAGCCUGAUGCUGCGGUGUCUUCCCACGCAUUCUUCGGCCCCAGAUGCCGCUUGGGGCUGCCCCCUGCACUCUCCGAGCUGGAGGGCCUGUAUGUGGGCCGUUGUCACAGCGUGUGGAAAGAAGCGGGGGUGAUGCUCUGGAUGGAGGGCAACGUGCAGGAGGUGCUCAGGAGGGUGGACGCAAAGGAUCCCAUAGUGGAGGACUGCCAGAACAAGAGGAAGCAGCGGUACCAGAGUGCUCCCAGGAACAUCCACAGACAUGUGCUCCUGUCUGAAAUAAAAGAGGCCACAUCCACACUGCCUCUGGAUGUGACCACCCACCCAGUAAUGAGUUAUGACCCCCUCCCUCCUCUGGAUUCUGUAGUCUCCUACAACAGGCCAGAAAGGCAGAAUGCGAGAGCCUCAAAUGAGAGCACCUUGUCUUUGUUAUUCCGCUCCAUACUGCCAAGCUUCAACCUGCAGGGUGGACAAAGGCCCGAGGAUGGCCUAGAAGUGGCACGUGCUGGGCGGGAGCUGAACCAGGAAGUGAAUCGACUGAUGGUGGCCAUGAGGGACAUGCUGGCUAAUAUACAGUUCCAGGAACCACAGAGGGAAGACAAUCCGGACCGAGAUGAGGAGGAGUGGGACUGAGAGCAGGAGAGGGACAGUGAUACUGAGAGAAAGGCAGACAUUGGUGUUAAAGAGAGACAAUCCUAAACUAAAUGUGGCUUGAAUUAAAGAAUAAAGAAAAAAGUUCAUGGAGGAACAGUACACUUGCAGACUGUAUAUUGCCAUUGAUUGUCUCCUGCACAGAUUAAACCUUAUGUUCUCUAACAACUAUAAUUGUUAAUGCCCUGAAUUUUCCAGACCUUAAGAGAAUUCCCCAUUUAUAUGAUGCUCAAAGUUGAAAUAUUUCUGCAUAUUUUAAUCCUGUUUCACAGGUAUCUUAGAGGCAUUAUCGAUAAGAGAAUUUUGACUGCCUUGGUAUUGCAUUGAUGAUUUGAAUGAAACAGAGAAUGCACUGGAAGAUUAGUGUUCAAAUGGAACAGUGUUUCUUAAUUUCACAUUGAUCAUAUUUAGAAAAGAUCCAUGACAUAGUAACGGAGUUACCUCUUACUGAUCACGUAGAUAAAAGCAAUGUGUCUGCAUUUCAUUAUUUAGUUUCACAUGAGAAUGGGAGUAAGGUUCAAACAGUUUGCUUUUGCUGUUGCUGUUUGCUGUUGUGGUAACCGUGUACAUGCAGAGGUAUACAUCAGGCUUAAUACAAACAGACUACCUCUUCUGCCUAAUUCAUAUUACCCAACUCUGCGUUCUCACAUUGCUUUUAUAAUUUGACACAUUCAUGCACAACAUUAGGCAAAGUAAAACAGAUUUAAAACCCACCACCAAUCAGGAAACCGAUUAUAUGUAAAUAAAGCUCUGCAGUUUUUAGGACAUGUCAUAGUAUAAAAUAUGUAUAAUUUCAGUUUUGAUGUAUCCUUUAUAAAAACGUAUUAAUCUUUAA
Electrophorus electricus (electric eel) is the source of this 3002-nucleotide messenger RNA. It is a transcript of the gene tcf25, whose product is annotated as TCF25 ribosome quality control complex subunit. Lineage: Eukaryota; Metazoa; Chordata; Actinopteri; Gymnotiformes; Gymnotidae. Gene Ontology annotation, cellular component: RQC complex. Gene Ontology annotation, molecular function: protein binding. The record is from RefSeq and is a predicted model, not a curated record.